AUGGGGUGUUACAUUUGGAAGGCACCUGAGCAAGAUAUCACUAAGGUGAACAUUGAUGGCUCAUUCCGGAGCAAGACUGGAAAAGCUGGAAUUGGAGUGAUUUUUAGAAACCAUUUUGGUGAGGUGAGGAAUUUAUAUGCUGACGAGGUAAAGGCUUCAUCUGCAUUUAUGGCUGAGGCUCUUGCUGCUAGGAAGGCUUUAGACAUGAUAAAGCUGAGUGGUAGUGGUAAAUUUCUAAUUGAGACUGAUUGUGAAGCUCUUUUCAAGGCUGUGAAGUGUAAUUCUAGUGAUGGUUGUGAAUGGCAGUCUCAAAUUGUAGUGGAGGACAUUGUGAUGAGUCUGAGAUCUGCAUCAGAUGUGUCUUUUGGUCUAGUUUAUAGAUCAAGUAACAAGGCUGCAGAUUGGCUGGCAGCUUCGAGCUCAAAGGGGGUGUGUUUUGAGGGUUGUCCUGAUCAACCUCCACCCUCUCUUGCCAAGCUUUUGUCUGAUGAUAGGUCUCGGUGUGUUGCUGAUGUUGGUGCUGGUUUUUGUCAAGCGAGGACUGGUGUGGGUUAA
This is a messenger RNA of Neltuma alba, 555 nucleotides long. RefSeq lists its product as uncharacterized. The transcript has a single exon. The coding region runs from base 1 to 555 and encodes 184 amino acids. Gene Ontology annotation, molecular function: RNA-DNA hybrid ribonuclease activity; nucleic acid binding. NCBI's taxonomy places the organism in Eukaryota, Viridiplantae, Streptophyta, Magnoliopsida, Fabales, Fabaceae. The record is from RefSeq and is a predicted model, not a curated record.